Messenger RNA from Oncorhynchus masou masou (cherry salmon), 5187 nucleotides. RefSeq names its product nucleus accumbens-associated protein 1-like. Lineage: Eukaryota; Metazoa; Chordata; Actinopteri; Salmoniformes; Salmonidae. The transcript is spliced from 6 exons. The record is from RefSeq and is a predicted model, not a curated record. Gene Ontology annotation, biological process: regulation of transcription by RNA polymerase II. The coding region runs from base 1 to 1392 and encodes 463 amino acids. Gene Ontology annotation, molecular function: DNA-binding transcription factor activity, RNA polymerase II-specific; RNA polymerase II cis-regulatory region sequence-specific DNA binding.
AUGACAAGUGCCUCAUGUAGGACCGCAGGCUUCCUGCAGAUCCAGCAGAUCAUGGAGAAUACAGGAACGGGCACAGCCACCGCCUUGUUCUUUCAAGUCCAGGUUUCCUCGCCCAGCUGUGACUCCCAGGGCCUGCAAGCCGAGGAGGCUCCGCCCUCCGAACCCCAGAGCCCCGUCACUCAAACUGUUGCCGCGGGGACUGGCAGUCGCCCCGCCUCCUGCCUUACCCCCCUCCCCCUCGUGUCGCGGGUGAAGACAGAGCAGCAGGGCAACCAAUCAGAAGCCUCGCCCUACUCGGUGGUGUGCACCCCUGUGGCCAAGCGCUUGUGGGAGGGCGGCAGCAGCCGAGACGGGGGUGGAGGGGGCUCAGGUGGAGGCGGAUCCAGGAAGGCCGCCCGCUUUUCCCAGGAGUCUGUGCGAGGGAGUGCCAUCCAGAGCUCGGGGGCACUGGCAAUGGCCAUGGGGAUGGGGGCCAGCGGGGCGGGGAUAGGAUCAGGGGUCGGGGGUCACGGCAGCGGGUCCAACGGGAGUGUGGUCUCCAUGGGCAACGUGGCAUCGGAGGGCGCCAGCCCGGGCACGAUGAGCGCCUACACCAGUGACUCGCCUAUCAGUUACCAUGACGAGGAGGAAGAGGAGGAGGUGACAGAGGAGCAGACGGAGGAGCAGUACAGGCAGAUCUGUAACAUGUACACCAUGUACAGCAUGCUCAAUGUGGGCGCCGCAGCUGGUGAGCGUGUGGAGGCCCUGCCGGACCACUCAGAGACCCGGGGUCGUAUGCGGGGUCGCCAGGACCUGUCGUCUCUCCCCGCUGAGCUCAUCACACAGAUAGGCAACCGCUGCCACCCCAAACUAUACGAGGAGGGGGACCCCGCAGAGAAACUAGAGCUUGUCUCAGGUACUUGUGUGUUCAUAUCUCGAGCCCAGCUGAUGAACUGUCAUGUGAGUGCAGGGACCAGGCACAAGGUGUUGCUCAGGAGGCUGCUGGCUGCCUUCUUCGACAGGAAUACUCUGGCUAACAGCUGUGGAACAGGAAUCCGCUCCUCCACUAACGACCCCAGCCGCAAGCCCCUGGACAACAGAGUGUUGCACGCAGUCAAAUUCUACAGCCAGAACUUCGCCACGAGCUUCAAGGAGAGCGAGAUGAACGCCAUCGCUGCGGACAUGUGCACCAACGCCCGCCGCGUCGUCCGCAAGAGCUGGAUCCCCAAGCUGAAGCUGCUCAUGGCCGAGGGCGAUGCGUACUCCGCCUUCCUCCCCGAUGCCAAGAUGGAGGCCGACGCCCUAGGGGCGGAGCCAGGCUUUGAACCCAACACCCUGGAGGGCGCUGAGACGGGUGGCUCGUCCGGCGAGUCGCUGCAGGGGGUGGGCAGCGACGGAGGCACAUUGUUUUAGAUGGGGAGGUGGAGAACAGAAGUGUUUAGAACACGAUGAUGAUGAUGAAUACCUAUAUUUCCCUGUACUCCUUUCUUCUCCUCUGGUGGUGUGGCCCAUCCCCCUGACCCUUUGGCCUUUUGAUCCUCCACCUCCGACAUGUGACUCUGAAACGUUACUAGGGGAAACAGGGGUUGUUACCUGGAUGUUAACCAGGAAGUUAUGCUUUAAUUUUGAAAGCGAGAGUCCAAGCAAUCGUAACUUCCAAUAUGGUUUCUGCUGUAUAUUAGUAUGGGGGUAGAGGAAGGGUGAUGGGUUUGUGGGGAUGCAGUAUUUUUGGGGGAUUAACCAAAUUCCUGCCUCACCAUAUCAAAACACAUUCCCCUGGUUUUGAAUGUAGAUGUCAGCAGCAUUGCACAAUGUCAGUCUGAACGAUUGUAUCCCAGCCUCUUGAGGAAAAAGAAACCGACAGAAAGAUAACUACUCUAUGGAUAUGAGAGAGACUGUAGUUUCUCUCUAGAAUGAGAGAAAGAGAAAAGGGGAGAGAGGGAGCGAUAGAAAGACCCCUAACCCACCAGUCCUCCAACCCCAACACCCUUCUGUGACCAGAACAAAAUGAUUAUGCCCUCAGUUUUAAUGUGUCUCUUCUUGUAGCUUUUCUGAUCACAGCUCGUUUCUCUGUUUGUAACAUGGAUCCAGAGAUGAGGACUACAGGUGUACAAACUGUAAUUGUAAAGAAAUCCAAGGGGAACAGAAAAAGACGGUCAUAUUUUUUUGAAUAUGUAUUUAUACAACUGUUGUUGUGUACAGAGAGAAAGAGAGGGAUUGGUUUUAAAUCUCUGUUGUUUUAUUGUAUUUUGAACAGCUGUUUUGCAAAGAAAGUCCUCUGAAAAAUAAGAUUUAAAAGCAAAUAAGUAAAAGUGCUAUUUUUGCAUAAAAAUAUGGUAUUGAUCAAGUGGUCAGAAAAGUCUUAACGUAGGGCCUUUUUUGUUUUGACAAACUAUUGAACUGAAAAAUAUCUGUUUUUAAGACAGAACUGGGCACUUUCUACCUGCGGCAAUCCAAUAUAGCUUAUUAUCUUAUUAUCAUUUUUCUCUAUGGAAAUUGUCAAGGAAGCCUACCUAUGUGGCUGUUCACAACGAUGACUGACUCUGUUAUGCUUGCUAGCGAGCUAGCGACGUUACUAUGCUAGCUAAACUGCUUACUCGGAAAUCACGGCUAAAUGUAAAAAUGCACAGCUUGAAUCAACUGGUCGUCUGCUGCAACUAUCGUGCUAGCUAGCUAACCCCUCCUCUGUUGGUUAGUGACUUGCUCCGAAGCAGACUACUGACAUCAUUACACAUCAUGAGGUUGUGAUUCAAUGACCGGAAAACAUUUGGAAUAAUGGAAUGUGCCUUUUUUAAUCGACAUGGAUAUGCAGGGGUGGGUCCUGCUUAUGUUGAUGUUGGGAAGGAGGGAGUAGAAUGGGGUUUAAAAGGUGGCAGGUCGUUCAGCUUGAGACAGAGUUGUAACACACACACACACGUGUUCCAAAGAGAGAUGGGGUGAGGUCAGGGGGAUUGGCAUUCUGGUGGAGUAUGUUGGUGUGUUUAAAACAGUCUCAUAUAUGUGCGAGAGCAAGCAUUUGUGUUCAUUCCUUGAAUGUGACUGAAAAGUAUAUUUGUUCCUGUGUGAUUGAUGUGUGUGAGUGCGCUUUAGGUGGGUGUGUGUGAGUGUGCUUUUAUGUGUGUGUGUCCUCCACCUGGUAGUGUUUUGGAUUGGUUUAAGACUCCCUUUGCUGGGACACUUGUCUUUGUGAACGAUGACCUACACCGUCUUCCAUACACCUUUGCAAUCCAAAAGAUGUGAGACACCUUCAGAUAGAAAAGUGAUGUAUAGAGAGGACACAAUUCACUUUUUUCCAUACGGCAGAGAAGCAGGUCCACUCUAUGCAUGACAUUUCUGUCCUGAUUGCUGUUGUUUAACUCUCUCACGCUUGGUAAAUCCAAGAUGGACAAUGGUGGAUAUGUUAAAGGGGAGGUGAAGCACCUUUUUAAAUGGGAUGAACCCAUGUUUCCUGCACCUUUGAUAAAGGGUUUUGAUGUGUUGUGUGGAGAAUCAACCCAAGGGAUGGCCUUGUUCAAAUACUUUUAAGUGGCAUCCUUCCUCCCUUUCCUUGAUGUAAGCACCUCAGGGAAGGGACCAAAGGAAGGGUGCAUUUAGAGAGUAUUGGAACAUAGCCUGCGUCUCAGAUCUGUGGAUGUGGGAUGCACUGGGAUGACUCCUGUUGUAAAUAUUGGGACCGUUGAGCUGACUUUCUUUCUACGCUCGUCUAGCAAUUUCCUAUGUAGGGUGAUUGUGUAAAAGUGUGGAAGCGAUGAAAGAGGACCGUUUUUUAUAUAUUUUUUUAUUUUUUACUUGGUCUCGCGUGUUGUCGAGACGUCAUGGAGACUGAUGUGUGUGUGAGCUCCCAGCAUACAUUUGGCCUACAGGUCAGAGGAGGAUGAUGGUUGCUUUGGUCUUAAAGUACUGGCCUAAUGUGCUACUGAGUUGGUGUGACUGAAGGGAGGGAGGAGGGGUCAUGUUUAGGGAGGAGGGGUCAUGUUUAGGGAGAGAGGUGUCAUGGCUGCAGACUGUCUGUCCAUCAGAAUAUUGUACAGAAAAAAAUAUUACUUUUCAAAAUGUUUUUUCUUUUAUUGCUUAUGUUUUCUUUAAAGAAACAUGUACUGUAAAGACCUUAAAGAAAUGCUACUAAUUGAAGGUGGUGAAUGAUUUACCUACUUCUUGCUGAAGAAAAAAUUGAAAAGGAAAGAAGGAUAACUGUACGAUGGCUAGACAGAGCACCGAUAGCUAGACAGAGCACCAAUAGCUAGACAGAGAACUGUAUAUAUUUUUUUCAUUGUUUGUGAUGAGGGUUCCAUGAGAGGUUCUUCCAGGGGGAGGGGGGGAGGAAUAGGGCACUGUACUGUCUCUUUGUCUAUUGGGGGGAAUUAUUUUUGGGGAGGUGGGUGGGUAGUAGUGGGUGUGUGGCGCUGUAGAGGUCUGAAUUACAAACUUUGCACCUGCUAGUGAACCUAUACACCAGGGUCUGAUUUCACCCUGCUGAACAGAUCCCAUGAUAUUAUGGACAAGGUCAGAUCCAGUCUUGUUCACCACCUGCUGUUUACAUGUGGUACUGGAGCCACCACCAGAUGACAGUAUUUCCCCCACAGACCAUAGUCAAUGACUGAGUUGGUUACUAAGUGAUCAAAGUUCAGUUUUGCGUGUUUUGGAGAGGGUUACUUCUCUCAGCUCUGAAGCACAAGACUAAAGGAACAGAAAGGAAUGUUUGUGUGUGUGAGACAGAACAGUUCAAGCUGAUUCAUCCUCCAUCCCUACAGGUAGAUGUCCCUCCUCCCCCAACACACACAUCUCAAGAGGAUGGACAAAGGCAGUGUCCAGUGUGGUGUAUAUAGGCUUGGAGAAGGACCUUUUUUCACAUAUACAUAUAUAAAUAUGAAUAUAUGUAUAGAUAUAUACUGUAUAUUAUACAUAGAGGCACUAAAGUUUAAUUGUUAGUCGUGCACUCUCAGCAUGAGGUAUAUACCCACAAACGGCUUAUUGAAACCAGUGCAAUAGCAUCCCCAAUGUCUCUGCCCUUGCUCCUUGCCCUCUGUGACCCUGUAGUGCCAGUGCUCAUUCUGUUCUCAUUGUUUUCCAAGUGCCAAUAACUUUGUGAAACCCAUUAACUGUGACCCAAUAUUAUUCAAGGUAAUUGCACAUUAACUAUUGUAAAGAAAAAUCAUUAAGAUAAAUGUCAACAUGGAUUAAAAAAAAUAUCUUAAUAAAAGGUUUGUA